Messenger RNA from Fusarium sp. VM40, 648 nucleotides. The record is from the annotation of a GenBank genome assembly. Lineage: Eukaryota; Fungi; Ascomycota; Sordariomycetes; Hypocreales; Nectriaceae.
AUGGGCAGAGCCUGUAGCAGCAAAAGAAAGUCCCGUAAGGGCAGCACCUGCCGCGAACGCCCUAUCGACCCUCAGCUUCUGGAGACCGAAAUGCUACGACGAGAGGAAGAAGACAUCCAGGACCAGAUAGAAGCAGAGCAAGCCCAUAUAGAUGCGCACCAAGCUCGACUCGAAACAUUCCAGAUCCGCCUGGAAGACAUUCAGGCUCGCCUAGCACCAGAUGGUGUCACCCACGAGAUCGAGGAGCCCAUACCACGUAUUGACAGCAGCUACGAAGUUGAGGUUUUCCAUCCUGAAGUACCGUCUGCUAGGCGUCUGGUCAACACUGAACUUGGUAGUGAAGAUCAAGAAAGGUUUUUCUGUUUCAGGGACUGUUAUUCGGCGUGGGGUAAUGUCACCAGCGACGAAGACAUCUUGCGCAUGUCAGGAUAUUUGCGCGAGGGUACUGAAUGUACUGGCAUCUAUAUCAGAAUGGAUCUGAUAAACGAUGAGAGGUUCGAAGCUGCGAAGGAGAGUUGCACGGCGGUGAGGGUCACCUAUAACGAUGAUCGCGCGCCAGACGGCAAGCUUGUUACCAAGCCUGAAUAUCUGGCUCCUGGUGACCCCUUGCCUGUAUUGUUCAGCAAUGCGGAUGCCAAUGCGGGUUAG